GGCGGAUACUAUCGGUUGUAAAUAAAGAUAGUCUCUCUUGAAAGGAGUAUAUCAUUAACGUCUCUGAAAUAUUCUGGCAGUUCUCAGACAAAAAGCUAAAAGAGGCCUAAGAAAAUAGUGCAGAAAGCUAGGCCUGAUUGCUGGUGAACAAUGCUUGCCAAGUAAUGACUUGUAGAUGUCUCGCCAGUAAAUUGAAGGGUUAAUUGAAGAUGGCAACAACUUAAAAACAAAUUAGAGAAAGAAAGCCCUAGACAUUCCAAAUAAUGAACAGUUACAAAGAAUCUCUAUUAACUGGUGACUUGUGACAAUCCAAAGAUGGAUUCCGAUAAUGUGUACGAAGCGUAUGAAUCUGGAGAGGAAUACGCCCAAGACACAUAUGUUAAUGAGGCAGAAAAUGAGCCAAUCAGUGAGAGUUCAGACUCUGAGAGUGAGCCCGAGGAUUCUGGGUUCUCUAAUAAUGAGAAUGGGGGCUCACAGGAGCUAACGCUGAUGGAUGAUGGACCCUCGCUGAUCGUGCAGCAUAAUUUGUUGGACGACGAAGAUGAGGGCGAAGAUGCAGACACGGGUAUCGGCAGCCAGGCGUACGAGGAGGAGGGGGAGGGAGAGGGGGAUGAGGAUGCUCUGCCUCCCUCCACGCAGCUCUCCAAGGAGGAAAUAGCCGAGGCAGAGAAGAAGGAGGCAGAGAAAUCAAAGUCACCAAAAAAGAAGAAGAAGCGGAAAAAGUGGUUCAAUAUAUGCCUGACAAAUUGUAAAUAUGAUGUUGUACGCAAGGUGUCUCGCAAGUUUGGUUUCCGAGAGGUGUCUGAUGAUGAUGACUGGACACUCUACUGGACCGACUUCUCUGUGGCCCUGGAAAGGGUGAUGGAUAUGAAAAAGUACCAGAAAAUCAAUCACUACCCAGGGAUGAGUGAGAUUUGUAGGAAGGACCUGCUAGCAAGGAACAUGAAUAGGAUGGUUAAAAUGUUCCCUAAAGAGUACAAUGUCUUUCCAAAAACCUGGUGCCUGCCUGCAGAUUAUGGGGACUUCCAGGCCUACUGCAGACAGAAGAAGAACAAGACGUACAUUCUCAAGCCCGAGUCUGGCUGCCAAGGCCGUGGGAUCUGGGUCACCAAGAACCCGAAAGACGUGAAACCCCAUGAGCAUAUGAUCUGUCAGCAGUACCUGAGUCGGCCUCUACUGAUAGAUGGUUUCAAGUUUGACCUGCGCGUCUACACACUGGUUACCUCAUGUGACCCUCUACGAAUAUUUGUGUUCAAAGAUGGCUUAGCUCGGUUUGCCACACACAAAUAUCUGGAGCCUACUCACAGCAAUAUUGAAAAUGUGUACAUGCAUCUAACGAAUUAUGCCAUCAACAAGCAUAGCGAGGACUUCAUUCGUGACGAUGAAGCCGGCAGCAAACGUAAGAUCAGCACGACUAAUCGCUGGAUGCGUGAGAAGGGUUAUGAUGUGGACAAAAUGUGGAAUGACAUUGACGAUGUGAUUAUUAAGACGUUGAUCUCCGCCCAUUCAGUAUUAAAACACAACUACCGCACUUGUUUUCCAAAUCAUGUGAAGGGCAGUGCUUGUUUUGAAAUUCUUGGAUUUGACGUGAUGCUUGAUCGCAAGUUACGGCCUUACGUGCUAGAGGUGAAUCAUUCUCCAAGCUUCACAACUGACUCGGACUUGGACAGAGAAAUCAAAAGUGCCCUUAUUUUUGACACAUUGCAACUGUGCAACUUUGGUGCUUGUGAUCGGCGAAAGUGCAUUGAGGAGGAGAGAAGAAGGAUCAAGGACAGGUUGCUUGGAAAGUCUACAAAGAAAGAAACCAGGGAGGAGCUGGACCUCGCCCAGCAGCAGUACCUGGAGACCCUGGAGAAGUACGAGAACAACCACCUGGGCAACUUCCGCCGUAUCUACCCUGCCCCAGGCUCGGAGAAGUACGACAAGUUUUUCAACGGCGGUGGCACACUCUUCCAGGAGACGGCCGCAUUCAAGGCCCGCUCCGAAAUGGCCAGGCAACAGCGCGAAGAAAUAUCACGGAAAAAGGAAAAGUUGGAGUCAAUGUUGAAAGGCAAAAAGAACACGACAGGGGUAGCUCGACCAGAGAGUCCUGGGAGUCGACGUCGCAAGUCCCUGCGUAGAACCACCUUGCCUUCCCGCAGAAUAACCUCAAGUCGAACUAAUUUAGAGACGCUGGGUAGCGACCCCUCGAGGCAGGUGAGUGUAGAGGAGCAGCCUGUGGACACAACAAGGCCCAUGGAGAUCCGGGAGGAAGAGGAACUUGAGCGGAUCAGCGGGCUCCUGCAGCGCGACAAUCUUGUGCGCGGGCUAGGCAUUGUGGAACACGUGUACCGGCUGCUGCACUGCACGCCUGGCACCAUGGGCAUCCUCAAGUCCGAGCCCCGACCUCUACCCCCGCCACUGACCAAUAAAUCUGAUAUUCGGAGAUUGGCCUUGCGCAAUCUGGCCAGUCCCCAGAAAAAUUCUUUCACAGAAACAAAGGACAGCAACCAAAGAUGGCUGUACACAAACAGGCAGAUGGAUUCAUGUCUUUCCGGCCGCCAGGCCCCGAUUAGGAUUAAAGACAAGCAGUAUUACAAAAAGCUCCUUGAUCGAUACUUUGGCAAUAAUCACGCACUUGCUAAUGAAAGCAAUAAUUCUUUGGAUAAGGCCGUUUACAAGUCAAGUAAAAAUUUCGCCACUCGUGGUUUGCACGCCAGGGAUGACUUGAAUCGCCAGUUUCCACAUGUGAGGCUGUCAUACUCGAGUAAUGAUCGAAAGGUUGUCCUCACAUCAGAGCCCUACAUUAUUGAAGGCUCUGACGCAGAGGAGGUAAUUGAGACGGAGCAGACGGUAGAGCAGCAGGAGGCAGGUAGCCAGCGUAUAGAGAGCCAGAUGGGCAGUGAGGCCCCCAGCGGCAAUGGGGCAGGUCGCGGCCUCGCGUUGGGCAUGUCCGGGUCAUCCGGGGGCCCCGUAGAGGGCAUGCCCAUCCCGCAGCAUCACCUGCAGUUCACGCUAGCCAACGGCUUAACCACACAGGGCACAUUUGGCAUGACGCAGUCCGAGCGCCUUGCCUCCAUCCUGCUUCAACCUCAAGCUUCCUUGCACACUCACUCGAACUCUCAGUCUACCACUAACAUUAGCCUCUAUCCGCCUCCCAACCCUCUAGCUAAGCCCUUAUUGCCCGCACCGCCGGGCCUGGCCCGUGCAUUGCCCGUCUCAUCUACAACCAACUCUCUUUCGCCCACACAGCCCGGGCCUGGGGGACGCAACUGGCCCCACAAGUCUGCCGCCAGCCACCUAGCCAGUGUCAAUGAGAGAACUGUGCCUGCCUUUCAGAGGAACAAGUUUAUUCGUAAGCCCCUGGGCAGCACAGGUCGAGCAGGAGGCACUGGGACGAUCAUACCGGACUCAGAAUAUAGGAACCUCUCCUCCCUUUUGGAGACAGAAGCUGAACGAAACCGGAUCUUAGCGCGAAAUGGCUAUUCCACCAACAUGAUGUCAGACAUUAGAUCAGACUCCAUCACUCCAACUUCGAACUCCAAUAAACGUGUAUUGAGUGCUUCUGGGCAGCGAAAGGAUUCCGUGGGUCCCCUUAUGCAACAAGAGAUAAAACAAAGCUUUGUGAAUGACGUCUCUGGUUAUCGAACAGCUUACCAGUCCAACGCCCUCUGGCAGUACCACCUCAUCGGAGGGCAGGACCUUCAACGAUAUCAUUCCCCGCAAGGACCAGGGCUGUCUGUAGUAUCAGGUCCAGCCCCAGUUAUACAGCGACCUGACCUGGGUCAGCCAGACAGCGCGCUGUCGGUGGGCAACAUCAGUCGAGUGAACUCCCAUCAUUCCAUCGCUUCUGAACCCACAGGGCUACGCUCCACCAAGUCACAACGAAUACGCGGCGCCUCAAACAACAUAAGAUUACGUCAGAUGGAGAUGCGGGAAAAUCAUGCCAUCGUGUUUAGUUGAUGCACAUCUGCACUUUAUAGGAAAUGGUAAAUUCUGAUGAGCCUGCGCCGCGUACACAGUGAAAAAAUGUGACCCAUCUCUAUUGCCAAGCAAGCCAUUUUAAACCUUUUCAUUUAAGAAUUCAUGUCCAUUUAUGAUUAAUGUUUUUUAUCAUGUAUAUUCAGAUAUAGUUUUUGUUAGGAUGCCCUGGGUUGCCAAAGAAAAAAUGUGUGGGUCAUCUUUGUAAGAAGUCUCCUGUAUCAGAUAGAUAGGGCUGACAGUGGUAACUUCAGCGUGUGUGCAGUCUGUGAACAGUAACUUUUUGAAUGGUUGAUUAAAAGGGCGAUAGACUUUGAAAAGUUGAAUGAUCGAUUAAAAGGGAGAUACAUUUAAGUCAUUGGUGUAGAUUUCGAAGUGAAAACUUGCAGCAUUAAUAAUGUCAAGUAACGUUCUAAGCAAGAACUACUUAGCUACAAAGAUAUGUGAUCGAGUGGGAAAAGAGGUGGGAAAAAUAACAAUUGAUGGUGAAAGAGAGACAUUUAUGGAAAACGGAUCAUGUUACAAAAUUUGUUGAAGGAGUAUGGACAUUAAUACUGAGCGCUUGCUUCUUUGCUACUUACAGAAGAAGCUGAAAUAAUUGUGUGUUGUGUCGUAUUGAUUUAUUUUAUUUUCCUAUAGUUUGCACUGCCAUGUUUGGCAUUUUUGUUCUCUUGAUUUAUUAAAAAAAAUGAAUAUGCUGUUAAACAUUUGUGCAUUUGAUAUUUAUGAUUAUAUGCAAAUGAACUAUUAAAAUCUUCUAUGAUGUUAAAAGGAAAUGUGUAUUGUACUUUUAUCUGAAAUAUGAAACAUUCCAUCUUUUGUUUCAAGGUCUUUCAAUUGUUCAGAUGUUGUAGAACUGUGAUUUAUAACCGGUAUGAGGUUUCUCCUGUGAUAUCUGUUAUUUAUUAAACUGUUAAGUUUCAUAGCAUGUAUUUUUCAUGCCAAUAAACAAAGUAUAUUUAUUUUGUGCAUUGAUACCACAUAGAAAGUAAUUAACCCUUCACCACUUAGAUACGUUUUUUGACACAUUUGUAGUCCCUUAGAAAGUUUAAUGUAAUUAAAGACUUUUCUAACUAGAUUCUAGUUUUUAAGGCUUCAUUUCCAACCCUUAGAUACAGAUGAGCAGCAAAAAGCAUAAAACCUGAACAGACUGCAAGUAACUCGCAGGCUGUUCUGGUUUUAUCCUGUUUGCACAUAGCCAUUUUAACUUUGCUUCUGAAUGGGAAAGGGUUAACAGUGUUGGUUGGUAAUAUAAAUAUUGUGGUGAUAUUUGUAUAUGCUUUGCCAAAGCAGGUUUGACUAAUUUUCUUUUCAUUUAGGAUUUUCCUUUGUUUUAUUAUUUUCAUAAUAACAUUUGUAAAGAGCACCCACUCCAUUCAUCUUUAAAUAUAGUUGAAUUCUAUACAAUGCUUAGGUACUUUUUAAUCAAGUAGUGUCUAUAUCUGAUAUUUAUGACACAUUUUUAUGUCCCCCACCCACCAUAGUGGGGGACAUAUUGUUUUUGCCCUGUCUGUUGGUCUGUACGUUGGUCUGUUUGCUCCAACUUUAACAUUUGCAAUAACUUUUUCAAUAUUCAAGAUAGCAACUUGAUAUUUGGCAUGCAUGUGUAUCUCAUGGAGCUGCACAUUUUGAGUGGUGAAAGGUCAAGGUCAUCCUUCAAGGUCAGAGGUCAAAUGUAUGUGGCCAAAAUCGCUCAUUUUAUGAAUACUUUGGCAAUAUUGAAGAUACCAAAGUGAUAUUUGGCAUGCAUGUGUAUCUCAUGGAGCCGCACAUUUUGAGUGGUGAAAGGUCAAGGUCAUCGUCAAGGUCAAAGGUAAAAAAAAUAACUUCAAAGAGGCGCAGAAGGGGACAUAGUGUUUCCAACAAACACAUUUCUUGUAUAUUUAUGCUAUUUACGAGUGUGAUACAUAUUUGUCGCAAAAAGCACCUUCUUUUUAGCUCGGCUGUUUUCGGAGGUAUUGUCAUAGCCAGCUCGUCGUGUCCAUGUCUGUCGUCGUGUUGUCCGCGUCGUGCUUAAACCUUAACAUUUUGUAUAGGUUUUUAACAUUGGCUCUAAAAUCAAAGUGCUUCUACCUACAACUUUGAAACUAUACAUGUAGCUGCACCUUGAUGAGUUCUACAAGCCACACCCAUUUUUGGGUCUCUAGGUCAAAGGUCAAGGUCACUGUGACCUCUAAAAAAAAAUAUUAAAAAAUAAAAUUCUGACAAGCUUUCGCAGCCGAGCGUGGCACCCGUUCAUGCGGUGCUCUUGUUUAUAUUAGUCAUUUUAUUUUGUUUGUUAUAUUUGACAACAGGUUGUUUAGCCAUACCCAAUUAAGUCAUUUAAAUAGCACAGCUACUAGAAUUUUUUUAAAACAGUCAUGUUUUAAUAGAUUUCAAACACUGAAUUAAUUAAAACUUGACUUAUUAUUUGCGUACAUGUAUACCAGAGUACAGAAUUGAUUGUUGUUAAUUCCAAUUUCACAUGGACUGAUGGCAGACUUUAGAGGAACAUGUACACCACAUGCAAAGAUUAUAUUGUUGCUGUUAGCAAAUUUCAAAUUGUACAGUUUACUGUUUAAUAAAACCCAAAUUACGUUAGGUUUAUAAAUUCUUUUUUUACAAAAUGGGCUAUGUAUUAUCUUACAGUAAGUGAAAUUGUUACUGCUUAUCAUUUGUUUAAAUUGACUGGUAAAAACCAUUGUAUUGCCAUUCUGUAUUGGUAUCUUUCCAUUGUUCAAUGUAUUUCAAGGUUUUAUUUUUAAGCUAAAGAUUUUAAAGGGUGAAACGAAUAUUUGUUGUCGCGCACUUAUUUUCGUGUAUUUUCAUGAGUGUGCUCAAACAUAUUUCAAAUGUUCAAUGAACGUUUAGGUGUGCAGUCUUAUGUCAAAAAUUAUUUUCAAAAGUUCCAACUUGCCAAAGUCAAACAAUUUAAUGAAAUUUCAUGUCAUGAAAUAGAUGAAUCCACUGUAAGUUAUAGUCACAUAAGAUUGAAUUCUAGAAUUAAAGGUCUGAAAGUGUAAAACAUAUUUUGACAAAGUAAAAAGACACACAUUUAGUUACGGAAAUAAAAUGGAAACAUGUUAUCAUAUCUUGUAAUGUGGAGUUUUGGAGUAAUUUAUCUCCAUGGACAUUAUGGGUAACAUGUUUUUAAAAGUUACUGUUUAUUGUGUAACUGAUAUAUAUUUAGGUCAAUCUAUUUGUGUAUUAGUGAUUAAUUUAUGUCUGAUGUCACAUAUUAGACUUUACUCAAUUCCAGUUUAUGUACAGGUGUAAAAUAACUUAAGUUUAAGUGCCAAUUCAUAUAUAUUAUGUACAUAGCUCUGGGUUAUUGUUAUAGCAUAUUUUGAUUGUUUUUAUUGUAAGGUGAUAAUUUUUAUGAAGUAUUAUUUGUAUAUUUAUUAUAAAUGAAAAGCACAUUAAAUUUAUCACAUAAUCAC
Dreissena polymorpha is the source of this 7379-nucleotide messenger RNA. Its product is annotated as tubulin polyglutamylase ttll6-like. Gene Ontology annotation, biological process: microtubule cytoskeleton organization; protein polyglutamylation. Gene Ontology annotation, cellular component: cilium. NCBI's taxonomy places the organism in Eukaryota, Metazoa, Mollusca, Bivalvia, Myida, Dreissenidae. Gene Ontology annotation, molecular function: tubulin binding; tubulin-glutamic acid ligase activity. Bases 316 to 3942 code for a protein of 1208 amino acids. The transcript has 23 exons. The record is from RefSeq and is a predicted model, not a curated record.